Styela clava is the source of this 2167-nucleotide messenger RNA. The record is from RefSeq and is a predicted model, not a curated record. Lineage: Eukaryota; Metazoa; Chordata; Ascidiacea; Stolidobranchia; Styelidae.
GACGGCGGGAACACGCCGGUUGUUUACAAAGACGGCGUUGCAGAAAGCCGACCUCAUAUAUAUUGUUGACUGUGUUGUGUUAGUUAUAACUUUAUUGGCGCUGCAGCAUUCUGUUUGGAAAUUUUAACAUGGAAUUAUCUUCGGGAAGUGAGGUGGAAAGUGAUUUUGAUGAGAGUUCUGGAGAUGAGUGGGAGUCGGAAGACGUUUCGACCUCCUUUUCCGAUGAACCCACAACUCCACCAUCAAAAAGGAAAUUUUCCAGUUUGGAUGUACCAAGUAACUCAUCUGCCUCCAUAAGCACGACUCCUACAGGAAGAACAAAAUCAAGAGGCAGACCAUUGAAAAGAACAUGGUCGAGAGGACGGCGUAGGAGUCUGGAAGUAUCUCCUCCACAACCGGAGCCUGUUAUAACUCCUAGGGCGACUGUGCCAGUGAACUUUGAACCCCCACCUUCCUCUUGGCCAGGAGACCCAAGUCAUCCCCCUAACAUUCCACCUUUCACUGGUGUCCCGAGAAUUAAUAUAUCAUGUGGUGAUUUGACACCAAUCAAUGUAGUCAGCAAAUUUCUUACUAAUGAAUUGUUUGAAAAUAUCAAAGACCAGACAAAUUUAUAUGCCGCACAAAAAAUUAGUGCUUCUCAGUCAUCCGCUUCCCCCCGUUCAAUAUUGAGAACCUGGAAACCAGUUACAAUUCCCGAAUUGAAGAUUUUUUUUGCAAUAAUGCUCCACACCGGCAUAGUCAGAAAACCGCAGUUGCGACUGUACUGGUCAACAAGUCCCACUUAUGCAGAAACCUUUUGUCCGUCUCUCAUGUCCCGAAACAGAUUUACAUCAAUAUUAUGGAUGCUAAAGUUCAAUGACAGCAACACAUAUGCACCAUAUGGGACAGUUGGUCAUGACCCAUUGCACAAGAUUCGUCCUGUCAUAGAUCUGUUACAUGAAAAAUUUGAAAAUAUUCUGUAUCCUAAGCAAAAAAUAUCUUUGGAUGAAGGGACGUGUCCUUUCAAAGGACAAGUGAGAUUUCGGGCAUAUAAUCCAGCCAAACCACAUAAGUGGGGAAUUAAAUUAUUUGAAGUAUGUGAAGCUGAGUCUGGCUACUGCUUCGGUUUCAAAAUCGCAACAAGUGUAGGAGAUUCUUCCCCUUUCAAUCUUGUGAUGAAUCUGUGCGAGAAGAUCAUGGACAAAGGGCAUAUAAUAUAUAUGGACAGGUACUAUUCGUCCCCCAAACUUUAUGAUGCUCUGUCUCAAAGGAAUACAUAUGCCGUUGGCACAUGUAUGAUAAACAGAAAAGAAAUGCCAAAAGAAUAUCUAGGUCAAAAUUUGAGGCGGGGUUCAAUUCUCUCCUGUCGUCGGGGCAAACUCUUAGCCCUCAAAUGGAAAGAUAAGAAAGAUGUCAUCAUGCUGUCCACUGUGCACAAUGAUGCAAUGACUACAGUGUCAGUAAGAGCUCCUGGUGGAAGGAAAGAUAAAUUAAAGCCUGUCAUUGUAGAUGACUACAAUCGUCACAUGGGAGGUGUGGACAAAAGUGAUCAAAUGCUGAGUUACUACGGAACAAACCGAAAAACUGUAAAAUGGUACAUCAAAAUGUUUUUCCACUUGAUCAAUUUAGCAAUCGUGAAUUCUCAAAAAUAUACAAUCUUCUACAGACAGAUUCAAAGAAAAAAUUAUCGCUACUACAAUUCAUUGAGAAUAUUUCCCACCAAUUUGCUGAAACUGGUGCUGUUGAAGGAUCAGGAUUUGGCCUUUCUUCAGAUACAACUUGGACAUCACGAUUUUCUGGUAGACAUUUUCCUUCUUACAUGCCAGCAACUCCAAGUGCUGAACAUCCGACAAGAACCUGCAGAGUAUGCAGUGCGAUAGCUUCAAGAUACAGUGCUGCAACAGGAUCUCGAAAGAAAAAAUACAACAAAAGAACUUCUUACAUGUGUGAGUUGUGCAAAGUGCCACUAUGCAUUACUCCAUGUUUUAAAAAAUUUCACACACAGAAGCAUUAUUGGAAAGAAUAAUUUUUAUAUGUAUUGCAAUGUAACAGUGCCUUUACCUUCCACUCAUUCCAUAUUCACACUUUUUUCACUCAUUGUAUAUAUAUCAUACAUUGUUUAGUUAAUUUCUUCCAAUUGAGACGACAAAAAAAAUCAUUGGUAUUGUAUUUUCAUAUGCUCUUUAUG